Molecule: messenger RNA, 906 nt
Organism: Plasmodium gallinaceum
Lineage: Eukaryota; Apicomplexa; Aconoidasida; Haemosporida; Plasmodiidae
Product: PAP2-like protein, putative
Exons: 1
Coding region: 1-906 (301 amino acids)
Molecular function (GO): sphingosine-1-phosphate phosphatase activity
Source: RefSeq, a predicted model, not a curated record
AUGAUUCAAUCUGGUCAUUUUGUUAGUACUUCAAAAUGCAUAGGUAUUAUAAUUUAUCUUGUUUACACUGGAUUAGUACAAGGUUUUUAUAUAAACACAUAUUAUAAAGUGGGAUCUGAAAUUUUUCCUAAUGAUAAUAGUAUUGAAGAAAAAUUUAAAACAUAUCUACGAAGUAAAAAAAGAGAAUUAAAACCAUUAUUUAUAAAUGAUUCAAAUGAGGAAAAAGAAAACAGUUUAAACAAUGUCAUGGGUGAUGAUGACAGUGAAUUACUUGGGAAAUAUCCCAUAUGCGAGGCAAAAUAUAAAUUAGUAGAUAAACUAAAAGUAAUCAACUUCCUUGAAAAAUUAAUGGAAAAAAGAAAAAAAAUAAUAUUUAAUAAAUCAUGUCUCACAGAAACAUAUGAGGUACUAUUAGUUACAUUAAAAAACACAAAUGAUUUAUUAUCAGUAUUAGCAACAGUUUAUGGAUUUAUUCCACAUUUUUUAAUUUUUAUCAUACUUUUUGGGUUUUUUAUAACUUUCAAUAAAAUUUUACUUUAUUUUGUUCUUAUAAUUCCAACUCAGAUGACUUUAAAUGAUUUAAUUUUAAAAAAUAUUUUCAAAAUGCGAAGGCCUAAUAAUAGUGCAUUGAAAUCCUAUGGCAUGCCAUCAGGGCAUAGUUCAUUUUCAUAUAGUAUAUUAACAUUUACAGUACUUCAUUUAAUUGAAUCACAUAAAGAUAAAUGGAAUAUAAUUGCAUCUCUCUUAGCAUUAAUUACAUUAUUUCCUAUACCUUGGAGUCGUGUAUAUAUAGAAGACCAUACAGUAUCUCAAGUUAUUGUUGGAAUCAUUUUAGGUGUCAUAUUGGGUUGUCUUUUUUUUCUUUUUAAAAGGAUACUUUUUAAAUAUAAAUAUUCGAAGUUUUGA